UUUCCCAUGAAAACUACAUUUCCCAUGAGUCAAUAGUUCGUGGGUAGGAACUACGUGCCUUUAGCAGCUUGUUGCUGAGGGGAUCCUUUUACAGGGACACAAACCCGGACUAGAAUCUACUGCAGAUGACUUCAUGAUCUACCUAAGGUGUUUAUCCUAAUUAAAUAAACAGCAUUUAGGUUCUGCCAUGGCAGAUGGUGUGGACCUCAGCCGAAAGUUUGUGUCAGAGUCGGAAUUAGACGAGAAAAGGAAAAAAAGGCAGGAGGAAUGGGAGAAGGUCCGCAAGCCAGAUGACCCGGAGGAGGCCCCUGAGGAAGUGUACGACCCCCGAUCUCUGUACGAGAGGCUACAAGAGCAGAAAGACAAGAAACAGGAAGAAUAUGAGGAGCAGUUCAAAUUCAAGAACAUGGUUAAAGGCCUGGAUGAAGAUGAGACCAGCUUUCUUGACGAGGUCUCGCGGCAGCAGUCUCUAAUAGAGAAACACAGACGGGACGAGGAAACUCAGGAGUUAAAGGAAUACAGGAGCGCUCUGCAGAAACUGACAACCACUGAGAUCCAGAAGAAGGAGACAGAGAAAAAGGCAGGACCCAAACCCUCAGAGCACAGGACCAGUCACCUGUCUCAAGCCCACCUGCUGGCUGGGGCAGUCAAACGCCGCAGCUCGUCUCAGUCCGCAGAGGGGAGUAAAAAGCAGAAAGCAGAGGAGUCUGUAGCCAGCAAUGGUAGUCAGACAGAUCAGGAGGCGGUGGAGCUCAAAUCCCCCGGCGCGGGCGUCCUCCACCUGCCCUCCGCCGCUGUAUGCGUGGGCAUCCUGCCAGGGCUCGGCGCUUACUCGGGCAGCAGCGACUCUGAGUCCAGCAGCGACAGCGAAGGUAGCGUGGACGAGAUUGGCUCUCCCAUAAAGCGCCACAGGCUCUUCAGAUAGACACACUGACAGAUCACACUCACUCACUAUCACUCUCUCCAUCACCUGUGCUGCCCAAGGCUUGGGUGCCGCCCCCUCGCCUUCUCAGCGGUGCAUUACCUAAAUCGAUUUAGCUCUAAGUAUCUGUAAUUUAAGUGUUUCACUUUUGGAUAAGUCUGUUUGGUUACUUGAUGUUUAUUAAAGACUGUAAUGUUAACUUCUAUUGUGGUUGUUGAUGUCUUGUGCUCUCAAAACAUGACACUUCCCCCAUCCUCCUCAUAUUACGUUCCAUACAGUUUAAACCCCUGGCAGCUUAACCUGGUGACGCACCUUCCCAUCUACCCACCCUUGCGGUUUCUGCAGAGCUCUAGUGGCCAAGGGGACACUGACUGACUGACUGACAGCUGUGGAUCAAGAAGACAUGAAACAUUUAGUUCAAAUCUCAGACACCAUCACGGGACAGAGCAGAUAUUAAAGACUUGUUUCAGUAAGAUUAAAUGUCUUGAUUGAGUUUUUGUUUGUUUGACGUUUAUUUUUUUUAAGACAAAAUGCUGCAGUGCUCCUGAAUGCUGGAAUUUUCAUGAACUCUGUUCUAUAAGGAUAUGUGUGACUGUUUGCUGGAAAAUAGCCAGUGAGGACAGAAUGGAAAAUAAAGGUUUCUCAUGAA
Cyprinus carpio (common carp) is the source of this 1571-nucleotide messenger RNA. RefSeq names its product proteasome activator subunit 3 interacting protein 1. Gene Ontology annotation, cellular component: nucleus. The record is from RefSeq and is a predicted model, not a curated record. Lineage: Eukaryota; Metazoa; Chordata; Actinopteri; Cypriniformes; Cyprinidae.